This is a messenger RNA of Stegodyphus dumicola, 2054 nucleotides long. RefSeq names its product late secretory pathway protein AVL9 homolog. Gene Ontology annotation, cellular component: cytoplasm. Lineage: Eukaryota; Metazoa; Arthropoda; Arachnida; Araneae; Eresidae. The record is from RefSeq and is a predicted model, not a curated record.
AUGCUUCUUUCUGCCAUCCCGUCCCUUCUGAGGGGCCAUUCUUUGCACCUAGUCGAUAGGAUAGCAAUUAAGCAAGGUCUCUUUGUAUCUGCUUUUUCACCAUCUGGCAAAGAAAAGGAACGCAAUGGUUCCCUCCUGAUAUCCAGCGCCAAUACCAUCUACUUUCAUCUGCCAUCUUUAGAAAAGCCUCAUCAAACUGUUUAUGGAAUAUCUUGCUAUCGUCAGAUGAAUGCACAGAAUCUGAUAAGGCGAAGCUCUGACAUUACUAGAGAAACUGUUCAAAAAAGUGUUUGUGUAAUUAGUAGAGUUCCUUUAUAUGGGUUAAUUCAAGCCAAGUUAGAAUUAAUUACACAUGCUUAUUUUGAUGAAAGAGAUUUUAGUAAAGUAUCACUUUUGGAGGAAACUUUCAAGAAUUUGAAUAGUUCUCUUCCCAAAGACUUUUCUGAUGGCCAACAAGCAUUUUUAGGACUUUCUGUUAGAGAUUUUGUACUCAGGUUCAAGCACAAAACUCUACUUCUGUUUAAACUUCUUUUACUAGAACGAAAAGUUUUAUUUUAUAAAGCACCAGUUAAGAAUCUCUGUUCAACUGUCCUCACACUUUGUUCUCUGGUUCCUGGAAUGAUUGAGAAAGGUCUUAGUGAAGCCGCUACAUCAUUAUCAUCUCGAAACACUCCUAUAUUAACUGUCAAUGAUAAGGAUGAUUACAUGGAAAUAUCAUAUAAGGACAAUAAUAAUGAUACAUGUAAUGCUAAUGAUUUAGAUAGCCAAUGUUCGAAUUCUUCAAAUAUUAAGCACGAAUCUGAUUCAUAUAGCAUUCGUGGUGAUGCAAAUUGCAAUAACAAUGCUUCUGUAACUGUGAUAUCACAUAGCAUACCUGAAGAAAAAGAGGUACAUGAGAAAUCUGAAAAUCUUAAUGAAUUAAAAUGUAAUAUUCCUAGACCUAAGUCAUUAACAACAAAAAAAUUAGGCUUUGUAGACUCUGAAACCUCUAGCAAAGGUUCCAGUCAAAACAGUAGUGAUACUGAAGCUGACAGUUGGGUUAAAGUCAAUCAUAUUACACCUGAUAUUGGUUCUAGUGCCACUAGCAUCACUUCGUCUACAGGUACCGAAACUAAAGUUAAUGAUGAGGAUAAAUUGAUUCAUGCCAUCAAUGAAUUACUUGAAGGGGAUGACAAAACCAAGUUGGAUAACUCUUCACUCGAAUUUCAGGAUGACUCAAAUUAUUCAAAACAGGAAACACAGUUGAUUGGGAGUGUUAUUCCUGCCAUUAAUGAUGGAAUUUCAACCAUAGUUUCUUCACUUCGUGGAAGCAAAUCAUCUGUAUUGCCAUCUGCUACAUCAGUGCGGACUGAUGAUAGUUCUGAAGUGAGACGUUGGAGUGCAUCAAAUUCUCAGAGCCAAAAGAGUGAUUCUGCAGACUCUCCGAAAAAUUUAGUAAAUGUCAUAGAUAUUGAAUCGGAUGAAUGUGGCCUACCACUAUGUAUAUUCACUAAGGGUAUGCUUUGCCAUCCAUAUUUAUCCCUGCCUUUCUUAGACAUUUUGAGUGAUCUCUGUGUUCGUGGUUUUCUUGUUGGAGCAACUAAUAUUUUAUUCAAACAGAAAAAACAGUUAUUUGAUGUAAUUGUUGAGGUUGAAGAUGGUAAGAUAGAGAUUUUAGAUCCUGAAUUAAAAAAACAGCUGAAUCUAACUACUGAAGAUCUGAGGUUUGCUGACCACUUAGUUCGUCAUGUCAUGGAGGACAGGCAAGAUGUAUUCUUAGAUGGCACUGGUUGGGAAGGUGGUGAUGAAUGGCUGAGGUCACAGUUCAAAUUAUAUCUUUUAAGUGUUAUGAGGACAUCUGAAAUUGAAGCUGGUGGAAGAGAAGGAGAAUCAUUUAAUGUUAAUUUUCUUAAUGCAUGGAAAUCAACUCAUAAUUAUAAGAUGUGGAGUAGUUCCAGUCAUUUGGGUAUUUUAGAAGUUAAUCCUGGUCAUCCUUUUCAGGGUCAACUGAGCAUGGCUGAUAUGAAAUUAAAGUUUUCACAGUAAGGCUGUUUUCUGUUUAAUUUUUAAAAUAU